ACUCUCUGCGGUAUUUCGACACCACUGUGUCCCGGCCCGGCCGCGGGGAGCCCCGGUACAUCUCCGUCGGCUACGUGGACGACACGGAGUUCGUGCGGUUCGACAGCGACGCCGCGAACCCGAGGAUGGAGCCGCGGGUGCCGUGGAUGGAGCAGGAGGGGCCGGAGUAUUGGGACCGGGAGACACAGAGCGCCAAGGGCGACACACAGACUUCCGGAAUGUGCCUGCAGAACGUGCGAGGCUACUACAACCAGAGCGACGCCGGGUCUCACACCUUCCAGAGUAUAUAUGGCUGUGAAGUGGAGUCCGAGGGGCUCUUCCUCCGCGGGUUCGCUCAGUACGCCUACGAUGGCGCCGACUACAUCGCUCUGAACGAGGACCUGAGCUCCUGGACGGCAGCGGACACGGCCGCUCAGAUCACCCAGCACAAGUGGGAGGCUGACAAGUAUGCAGAUGGGUUCAGGGCCUACCUGGAGGGCAGGUGCCCGGAGUCCCUCCGUAGAUACCUGGAGAACCGGAAGGAGGCACUGAAGCGCUCAGGUACUAGGGGCUGUGGCGCCUCCCCGAACUCUCUUUGAGUUGGGAUUGUGUCCACCCUUGUGGACUUUCAAAAGGAAAAUGGAAUACACACCAAAAUACCACCCCUUUCUCUGGGUGUAGAGAGUGAGGAGUUAGCCCAGAGUUCCAGAUCCUGUACCACAGAGCAAUCCUAUAGGGUCGCUAUGAGUCGGAAUCGACUGGACGGCAGUGGGUUUUUUUGUCUGGUGGUACCAGAGAGCGACUUGGCCAGAGGAGCCCUUCUUUCAGAGACUGUUAAGGGACCCACUCACUCUGGGGAUAGGAUAGUAGGGGAGAUAAUUCCUGACAGAUCACAAGCUCCCUUUGAUCCUGGAAUUGACCUUGAGAACCACCAGCAACUUUUUCUCUCAAAUCUUGUUCUCUGCCACAUACCUGAUCAGUUUGGAGGUCUGAUUCCAGCUUUUCUGAGUUGCUCAGCCUCCACUCAAGUCAGAACUAGAAAUCCCUGUUCUCAGACACCUGGAGCCUCCUACUCUGGGCUGCCUCACCCUGUUUCUAGAACUUUCUGAAGAAUAAGAUUAUCCCAGAUUCCUGGUCCAGGCUGGUUUCUCACUCCCUCCCCUAUCUCAAUUGUCCUGUCCAUUCUCAGGAUGGUCACAUGACCACUGCUCAGGUAACCCAUGGGAGUUGAUGGUAAGUUCCUGAAU
This is a messenger RNA of Loxodonta africana (African savanna elephant), 1226 nucleotides long. Its product is annotated as patr class I histocompatibility antigen, B-2 alpha chain-like. Gene Ontology annotation, biological process: immune response; antigen processing and presentation of endogenous peptide antigen via MHC class I via ER pathway, TAP-independent; positive regulation of T cell mediated cytotoxicity. The transcript is spliced from 2 exons. Lineage: Eukaryota; Metazoa; Chordata; Mammalia; Proboscidea; Elephantidae. Gene Ontology annotation, cellular component: external side of plasma membrane. The record is from RefSeq and is a predicted model, not a curated record. Bases 126 to 578 code for a protein of 150 amino acids. Gene Ontology annotation, molecular function: peptide antigen binding; signaling receptor binding.